Molecule: messenger RNA, 991 nt
Organism: Macadamia integrifolia
Lineage: Eukaryota; Viridiplantae; Streptophyta; Magnoliopsida; Proteales; Proteaceae
Exons: 3
Coding region: 338-976 (212 amino acids)
Biological process (GO): chromatin organization; regulation of double-strand break repair
Cellular component (GO): nucleus
Molecular function (GO): DNA binding; histone binding
Source: RefSeq, a predicted model, not a curated record
UUUUGGAAUUUUAUCCAAUCCCAUUCCCAAAUAUUUCUCUCUCCUCUCUCACAGUCAUCCACUUCAAACAAUUACAUCAGCCCACCCUUUUCUCGCUCCGACACUCUCAGUUCGGACUUCGGAACGUUCCCUGAACCCUCUCUCUCACUUCAGUUUUUCACUCUUAAAAAGUCUCAACUCCAACGGCUCUCUCCACUGCCCAGCUUUUCCUGGGCGAGAUUCCUUAUGAAGCACUCAGAUCAGUUGCAGAUUUCGCCUGCGAUUCUACUAGGGUUCUUCCGACUCUGAACUUAGGGUUUCUGUUUUCGUUUAUACUGUAAUUUGUUUCUUCAUUUCAAUGGCUUCUGAAACCCUAGAAGAUAAGAAGCCAGACGAAGACGUGCCCGACGAAGAGAAAGCAGUUGUUGCAGAAGGGGACGAAGAGAAAGGAGUUUCUAAGACGGUCGACGAAGACUUGCUGGCCGAAGAGAAAGCAGUUGCUGCAGAAGGGGACGAAGAGAAAGGAAAUUCUGAGACAGUCGAGAAGGAUGUUUCCGAAGAGGAGAAAGUGAAAGAAGUAGAAGCGGAACAAGAGGAUGUGGGCGAAGAGAAGCAGGCGGAUGAGGAAGAAAAACCAACCGAGAAGGUCAAAGCAAGUAGAAAGCGCAGCUCGAAGAAAGGUGGUGGUGAGGAGUUGAAGAAAUUGGGGGAAGAAUCAACUCAGAAGCAGCCAAGAAAGAGGAAUUCGAUCUCUAAGGAACCGGUGACACCCGUGGACAGACCUGCUCGAGAGAGGAAAUCCGUUGAACGUUACUCCGCAUUGUCCUCUGAAAAGGUUUCCGCAACUAAGGGGUUGUCAAUUGAGAAGGGUCGUGGUACUCAGCUUAAAGAUAUUCCCAACGGCUUUGCUGGAGGAAAUUUCUCAUGUUUUAUGUCUUCGCUCCUUGUUUUGCACAAUAUAUUGUACGUCUGGAUUCUCUAUAUAGGUAUAAUGUGAUGAAAAAAAAAAUGU